Papilio xuthus (Asian swallowtail) is the source of this 1623-nucleotide messenger RNA. Its product is annotated as myrosinase 1-like. The transcript has 6 exons. Lineage: Eukaryota; Metazoa; Arthropoda; Insecta; Lepidoptera; Papilionidae. The coding region runs from base 67 to 1584 and encodes 505 amino acids. The record is from RefSeq and is a predicted model, not a curated record. Gene Ontology annotation, biological process: carbohydrate metabolic process. Gene Ontology annotation, molecular function: beta-glucosidase activity.
UCCCGCGUAAAUAUAAAAGCGUAUGUUAUAACAUGUUAUGUAACAAAUUGUUAGAUUUUGGUUAAGAUGAAGUGGCUGGUGAUCGUAGGUGUAUUAGCCAUUGGCAGCAAUGCGUUUACGAGGCAGCAGAGAAAGUUCCCGGAGGACUUUAUGUUUGGUACAGCGACCGCGUCAUAUCAAAUAGAAGGAGGUUGGGAUGCAGAUGGCAAGGGAGAAAACAUCUGGGACCAUAUGACUCACACUAACCCGACUGUAAUCAAGGACCAGAGCAAUGGUGACAUCGCUGCCGAUUCUUACAACAAUUACAAGAGAGACGUCGAAAUGAUGAGGGAACUCGGUCUAGACGCUUACAGAUUCUCAUUAUCCUGGUCUAGAAUCCUUCCUGAUGGCUUUGCAAAUAGAAUAAACGAUGCCGGUGUACAAUUCUACAAUAAUUAUAUUAAUGAAAUGUUAAAAUACGGUAUUACACCUAUGAUCACACUGUACCAUUGGGAUUUGCCACAAAAAUUGCAAGAUUUGGGAGGUUUUCUCAAUCCAUUAUUCCCUGAAUGGUUUGAAGAUUAUUCACGUGUGGUAUUUGAUUUAUUUGGUGAUAGAGUCAAAUAUUGGAUAACGUUCAAUGAGCCAAGAGAAGUCUGUUACCAAGGUUAUGACACAGUAACUAUGGCACCGAUACUAAAUGCUACCGGAAUAGGUGCGUAUCUUUGUGCGAAGCAUUUAGUGUUAGCUCAUGCGAGAUCUUAUCAUUUGUACAAGAAGGAAUUUGCUGGAGAUGAUGGUAUUUGUGGUAUAACUUACGCAAUGACCUGGACUGAACCAUUAACUGAUUCAAAGGAAGAUGAAAUCGCAACAGAAUUAAUGAGACAGGCUGAUUGGGGUAUCUAUUCUGAACCAAUUUUCUCAGAAAACGGUGGAUUUCCUAAAGAAUUAACCGAUGUUGUUAACCAAAAGAGUAAAGAACAAGGUUUCUCAAGGUCACGUAUGCCAGAGUUUACGAAAGAAGAGAUAGAAUUCAUGAGAGGCGCGUACGAUUUCUUUGGUAUCAAUCAUUAUACGGGUGUUCUAGUUUCUGGUACUGAAUACCUUCAAGAACAUCCUGUACCUUCGAUGCACGAUGAUAUAAAUGUAGGUACGUUUGCUCCUAGUGAUUGGCCAGCAGCAGCAUCAAGCUGGUUAAAGCAAUCACCUGACAGUCUUCUAAAAAUUUUACUACUUAUAAAAGAGAAGUACAACAAUCCAGUGAUGUAUAUUACGGAGAAUGGCUGGUCUACUAGACUGGAACAGGGACUGGAAGAUGACGACAGAGUGCGCUAUUACCGCGCCGCUUUGGAGAAUGUUCUAGACGCGUUGGACGCCGGUGUCAACCUCAAGGGAUAUAUGGCAUGGAGUCUUAUGGAUAACUUUGAAUGGAUGCAAGGAUAUACUGAACGCUUCGGACUGUACGAGGUUGACUUCGAAGAUCCGGCAAGAACUAGGACGCCUAGAAAGUCUGCAUUUAUUUACAAAGAAGUGCUCAGGACACGUGUGGUUGACCACGAUUAUGAACCACCUUCAAUGAUUAUGUCAAUAGAUGAAGGAAAAUAAAUAAAACUUUUGACGUAAAAUAAAAAAAAAAUGAAAUUA